CGCUCGGCCUGAUGGACGCGCUACCUUCCGCCAAUGGGGACGAAGGGAAGCCCGAGCGUGUGGCCCCGGCGAGUGCGGAUAAAAGCCGCCCCGCCGGGCUCGGGCUUCAUUCUGAGCCGAGCCCAGUGCCAAGCGCAGCUAGCUCAGCAGGCGGCGGCGGCGGCCUGAGCUUCAGGGCAGCCAGCUCCCUCCCGGUCUCGCCUUCCCUCGCGGUCAGCAUGAAAGCCUUCAGUCCCGUGAGGUCCGUUAGGAAAAACAGCCUGUCGGACCACAGCCUGGGCAUCUCCCGGAGCAAAACCCCGGUGGACGACCCGAUGAGCCUGCUGUACAACAUGAACGACUGCUACUCCAAGCUCAAGGAGCUGGUGCCCAGCAUCCCCCAGAACAAGAAGGUGAGCAAGAUGGAAAUCCUGCAGCACGUCAUCGACUACAUCUUGGACCUGCAGAUCGCCCUGGACUCGCAUCCCACUAUUGUCAGCCUCCAUCACCAGAGACCCGGGCAGAACCAGGCGUCCAGGACGCCGCUGACCACCCUCAACACGGACAUCAGCAUCCUGUCCUUGCAGGCUUCUGAAUUCCCUUCUGAGUUAAUGUCAAAUGACAGCAAAGCACUGUGUGGCUGAAUAAGCGGUGUUCAUGACUUCUUUUUUUCUUUGCACAACAACAACAACAAAUCCACAGAAUCUUUUAAGUGCUGAACUUACUUUUCAACCAUUUCACAAGGAGGACAAGUUGAAUGGACCUUUUUGAAAAGAAAAAACAAAUGGAAGGAAAACUAAGAAUGAUCAUCUUCCCAGGGUGUUCUCUCACCUGGACUGAGAUAUUCGUUAUUUAUGAAAAAGACUUUUAAAUGCCCUUUCUGCAGUUGGAAGGUUUUCUUUAUAUACUAUUCCCACCAUGGGGAGCGAAAACAUUAAAAUCACAAGGAAUUGCCCAAUCUAAGCAGACUUUGCCUUUUUUCAAAGGUGGAGCGUGAAUACCAGAAGGAUCCAGUAUUCAGUCACUUAAAUGAAGUCUUUUGGUCAGAAAUUACCUUUUUGACACAAGCCUACUGAAUGCUGUGUAUAUAUUUAUAUAUAAAUAUAUCUAUUGAGUGAAACCUUGUGAACUCUUUAAUUAGAGUUUUCUUGUAUAGUGGCAGAUGUCUAUUUCUGCUUUAAAAAGUGUAAUGAUGUACUUAUUCAUGCUAAACUUUUUAUAAAAGUUUAGUUGUAAACUUAACCCUUUUAUACAAAAUAAAUCAAGUGUGUUUAUUGAAUGGUGAUUGCCUGCUUUAUUUCAGAGGACCAGUGCUUUGAUUUUUAUUAUGCUAUGUUAUAACUGAACCCAAAUAAAUACAAGUUCAAAUUUAUGUAGACUGUAUAAGAUUAUAAUAAAACAUGUCUGAAGUCA
Rhinopithecus roxellana (golden snub-nosed monkey) is the source of this 1392-nucleotide messenger RNA. RefSeq names its product inhibitor of DNA binding 2 (gene ID2). The record is from RefSeq and is a predicted model, not a curated record. Bases 12 to 623 code for a protein of 203 amino acids. Gene Ontology annotation, cellular component: cytoplasm; nucleus. NCBI's taxonomy places the organism in Eukaryota, Metazoa, Chordata, Mammalia, Primates, Cercopithecidae. Gene Ontology annotation, biological process: circadian regulation of gene expression; cell differentiation; negative regulation of transcription by RNA polymerase II. Gene Ontology annotation, molecular function: protein dimerization activity; transcription regulator activity. The transcript is spliced from 3 exons.